AUGUCGAAAAUCUCUGAAAACGGUACAACAAAGCAAAAACCACGAUUAAAUCUUGAUGGCCAUUCAUACAUCCAAGACCGACCUUACGGUGAAAAAAUUUACUGGCGUAGCAUUAAUUAUAAAUCUGAUAGCUGUCAUUCUCGUCUACACACCUGCAUAAUUACCAAUUCGAUUCUCAAACCACCUACUGAACAUUCAUGUAAAUUCAAUGCAAUUGCUCAUGAAGUUCGUGUUUUUUCUCAACAAGUAGCCGAACGGGCUUUAAACACACAGGAAACGCCUGAAGCGAUUAUCACUAAUUGCUACAAAAAUAUGUCAGACCCGUCGAUCGCUCGUCUUCCAGUG
Molecule: messenger RNA, 345 nt
Organism: Adineta ricciae
Lineage: Eukaryota; Metazoa; Rotifera; Eurotatoria; Adinetida; Adinetidae
Source: the annotation of a GenBank genome assembly